Molecule: messenger RNA, 2190 nt
Organism: Sporothrix brasiliensis 5110
Lineage: Eukaryota; Fungi; Ascomycota; Sordariomycetes; Ophiostomatales; Ophiostomataceae
Exons: 2
Coding region: 1-2190 (729 amino acids)
Biological process (GO): protein secretion
Cellular component (GO): endoplasmic reticulum membrane
Molecular function (GO): guanyl-nucleotide exchange factor activity; protein binding; GTPase activator activity
Source: RefSeq, a predicted model, not a curated record
AUGGAUAUCCGCACAUCACAGACGACGCUGGACUACCCACUAUACGUUUGCGACUUUGACCCGACCGAUGCUGGCCGGCUCAUUGUCGGCGGCGGCGGUGGCGCCAGUCGGACAGGCGUGGGCAACAAGAUUACACUCAUCAACACCUCCAAGCCCGAGGAGCCCCGGCUCAGCGUCACCUCCGAGAUCGAGCUUUCCAAGGACGAAGACAGCGUCACCAGCUUUGCCGCUGGCCCCCGUCGUGGCCGCACCACCAUUGCCUAUGCCGGCGUCAACUCCGGCAUCAGCUCCUUGAACAAGGGCCGCAACGAUCACUUCCGCGUCUUUGGCGUCGAUGGGCCGGCGUCUGCCUCCGCAAAAUCUACGCCAUCUGCCUCGUCGUCCAAGAUCUCCGAGCUCGCACGCGCGCCCUUUUUUACCUCGAGCGAGCCCGAUGCCGACACCUACCAGCGCCUCGUGCGCGUGUCCGCGCCCUUCUCCGACGGCCAGGGUAGCACUCUGCCGCAGCUCGGCGCGUGCGCCACCGGACUGUCCCAGUCCCCGCAGAUCGUUCUGUUCGACGUCACGACCGCCGCGCCCGCCGCAACCGCGCCGUCGGCCAAGUCGACCGCCGCCGCGACCGUCCUCCCCAAGGUGCGCGGCCGGAUCGACUUGUCCAAGGACGUGGCCGACCUCGACAUCAUCCAGACAGACGCCGAGCAGUACCAGCUGGCGUACUGUACAGACCAUGAGCUGUUCCUGUUCAACGUGGCCACCAAGGGCAGCAUGGCUGCUGCUGCUGCUGCACUCGGUGGCAAGCGCCGCAACAGCAGCGGGAGUAGCACCGCAUCGCCUGGCGCCUCGACUGCUUUGACCGCAGCCUCGGCAACGACUGGCGCAGACGCAAGCGAAGAGCCUUACCUGGCGUACGAGAUCACCACAGAUGCUGCGACUGGUCGCACAACACGCCCAAGCUUCCGCUCCAUCCGCUACGUCACCCCACGCUUCAUCCUGGCCGUGUGCAACCUGCCGAAGCGUACCGGCGCAUUUCUGCUGGGACUGCGCCUGCCAGAUAUCUCACCCGCGGUCGACGGCUCUGGCGAGCAGGCCCGCAUCACCAUCAACGUCAAGCUGCCCAAGAGCAUCACACAAGCCACAGGCCUGGCCGUGCGCAACCUGACGCCGCCCGUUGCGCCAGGGAUCCGCCAGUCGAACGGCACCCAAUUUGUUGUCGCUGUGGCCGGCGGCGACAACUCGCUCUCACUCUACACCCUCGAAUACCAGAGCGCCGGCACCCGCACCGAGCUGCUAGCCAACCUGCACCCUUUCCGCACGCUCAAGGACGUGCACGAGCUGCCCAUGACGAGCAUCGCGCUCUCUCAUUUCCAUACGCCCACGGCACCCUCGACAGCUUCGACCACCGCCGCCAUCCACUACCUGCGCCUUGCCAGCGUAUCCGUCAAGAACACCGUCGUUGUCCAUGCGAUCCCUCUGCGGAAGCUGCCGUCCUCCUCUGCCACGGCGCCAAGCACCGCCGCCGCCGCUGCUGCAGCAGCCGCCCUCAACCCGCCACGCUACGUCGUUGCCCUCAAGUCGUACGCGCCCUCAGGCAGGGGCCUGAUCAUGUACACCUUCGCCGUGCUGGCCUUGGCCGUUCUCGUUGCCCACGCCAUUCUCGAGGUCAUGGGCUUCUCCCAGCCGUUACUCGGCGCUCGCGAAAUCGUGCCCAUCAACUGGCUCCACCCGGUGGCCCCGAAAUUCGCAGCCAACGACCGCCUAACGCGCCACAAUGCAGCCCUGAAGGCCGCCGAGGGUGAGUGGAUUGUCGACGACGCGCCCGUGGCGGCCGUCGGCGAUGAGAAGCACGACGACUUUGGCGCCAUGCCCGAGGUGCACCCUGUGGCUGCGUUCUUGUCGGCCGUCGACAGUGACCAGGCCCAGGCCCAGCCCCAGACCCAGGACGCAGCUGCUGGCCAACAAGUCCUGUUUAUGCGCGGCGAGGACUCUGACCACACGAUCGAGGUCGUCACCCACGACGAAGCCGAGCACGGCCCCGCUGUCCCCUGGGACGACCUGAAUGCUGCCCAGCAGGCCACGUGGCGUCAGCGCCUGGCCGACGCGGGCCACUGGACCGAGGCCAUGGGCGAGACUGUGCUGCGCGGCGUGCUCUUUGGCGAACUGGCUGGUGCUGUCGGGGCCAUGGUGCGUUAA